AACAACUGUUUUUUUUUUAGAAUGUUCCGAAUGCGUGUGUGCAACGUUAUCCAUCCCGGCAUUAGGCAAUUUAUACUGCGCACCGCAGUGCUCAACUAUUUGAGCAAAUGUCUACAGGCACAGUGGAACGAUUGGCAGAAUCAGCGGAUGCAUUUGCGUGCACUGGGGGAGGAGAAUACGAACGCAGCUGAUGCGGAUGUUGUCACAGAGGAAGCACUUGCGAAGGCGGUACGUGCUAAUCUCAACCAGACAAUUGAGGAGCUGGCCAGGAAAGUUGCCGCCACACAUAAGCUGCUGCAGCGCGAAUACAACGAGCUGUUCACGUACAUGAUGGACAAGCGGGAUCUGUGGGACAGUUCUGAGUACUUUAGGGCCAAGACGGCGCUGGGCGCAGCCAAUCGCAAUCUGAGAACAUAUAUGACCGCAGACAAGUGAUGAUGACAGCGAUCAGUUGACGGCAAACAACAUUUCGAUUCUAUAAACACACUUUUUUGUAACUCUUCAAAUUAUACAUUAAGUGCUCCAAUUA
Drosophila grimshawi is the source of this 529-nucleotide messenger RNA. RefSeq lists its product as uncharacterized. Bases 22 to 435 code for a protein of 137 amino acids. The record is from RefSeq and is a predicted model, not a curated record. The transcript has a single exon. NCBI's taxonomy places the organism in Eukaryota, Metazoa, Arthropoda, Insecta, Diptera, Drosophilidae.